Messenger RNA from Mesorhabditis spiculigera, 1299 nucleotides. NCBI's taxonomy places the organism in Eukaryota, Metazoa, Nematoda, Chromadorea, Rhabditida, Rhabditidae. The record is from the annotation of a GenBank genome assembly.
AUGCUGGGUGCACGGGUCGCUUUUCUACAAACACGUACAAACACUGUAAAUUUCUUUCAGCGAAGGACUGAGGAACAGCUAUGGAAAACUAUCCGCUCGGUCUCCAAGUCUGGUGAAAAGAAGGGUAGACGCUCCACUCGCCAGCCGUUCCGUCCGCUGGACAAGUUUUACCGCAUUGGAGCUAGUCCACUGAAGAUCCAAUUCCCGGGGCUCAAUGCCUCCGUCUCCGCAAAGAGCGAACCACCGCUUGCAAUCAUUGAUCAAACGCCCGAUGAACUGAAGGAGUCUGAGCUUAGUAUUCGUAAAGGGCUGGAGGAUAUGGGGAAGACGCGUAAGCGAAACAAGGAGAAGCUGCAUCCGUUGGAACGUGGUUUCUCAGGAAUACAAGUUGUGGGGCAGAAGCUUGGCCCUCCUCCGCCGGUCGAGGGCUCAAAUUUCGAGGAUUUCGAAACAUAUUGCCUAGAGAUCAAAAGAACUUCAAACAUGACCGGUGUUUUUGGGCGUGUUCAUACUAUGGCUGCACUCGUCGUCACAGGGAAUGGCAACGGCUUGGCUGGCUUUGCGGUCGGCAAAGCGCCGCUUCAUCGCACUACCACUGCAAUCAUCAAAGGAAUGAAGAUGGCAUCCCGGAAGCUAUUUUUCGUCGAGCUAUUUGAAGGCCGAACGAUCUACCAGGACUUUUAUGCCGAAUGCAGGAAUACCCGCGUGUUUGCUCAGAGGCAACCCAAGGGCUUUGGGCUAAUCUGUCACCCGAGACUUGCAAAAAUUUGCGAGCUCCUCGGCAUCAAGGACAUCUAUGUGAAGGUUGAAGGUUCUACGAGGAACUACUUGGCUCUCACUCAAGCAUUUAUUACCGGUCUUAUUAACCAGGAAACUCACCAACAAUUGGCGGAGAGGAAGGGAUUGCACGUCGUUGAGAUGGAUCCCAAUCGUCAUUUUUUGCCGCGAAAGAUUGCUUCUCCUAUCGAAAAUCGCUUGAAGGCGGAAGUUGAACUCACGGAUAUGGACAAGCUCAAUUUGGAUGAUUUCUACGGUGAGGGUCGCUAUCCUUUGAAGAAGAACAAGCCGCCCCCAUUCUAUGCUCACCUCCCGGCGCAUCUUGAGGCUGAGUGGCGGAAGCACCCUUUCAGAAAUCACCCCGAUGUUAUGGUCAGACUGCUGGCUGAUGGCGCAGUUGACCGAUGGACACGCGACGCUCGAAAAGAAGCUGCUGAGGGACAAAGCAAGAUGAUGGAAGACGGCGUGAUGCCAAUCCCGAAAGGAAUCGGAUUGUCAAGAGUGGUCCCCAAGAAGGACGCC